This is a messenger RNA of Porites lobata, 22894 nucleotides long. The record is from the annotation of a GenBank genome assembly. NCBI's taxonomy places the organism in Eukaryota, Metazoa, Cnidaria, Anthozoa, Scleractinia, Poritidae.
AUGCGAACAUCCCAGGCAAACUGCAACAUACUUACCUUGCCAGAAAAUUACAAUGGUCAGUGCUUUCAGUUUGAAUUUAUAAACAUCCGGGGGCAUGAAUGCGUUAACUGUACAGUGCCCCUCUGGUAUAAAAAAGGUCACUACCCUUUGCACACAGACAGUGACUCGAAUAAGCGCGAAUUAAGGGCAAACCAAGGCGCGCGUAAAAGCGAAGAUAACUUUGGUAACUAUUGGGUUAUAAAUUGCAAACAUUGCUGUUCUUUUAACUCUUCUUCUACUACUCAGUUCUGGCUGGGAGGCCGGUGAAAAGUUGGUUUGAGACUUGCUAAGUUACUGAAUGAUAUCGUUUCCGACGUAUUUGCCCAAGCAGAAGUAUUGUAGAUCAUGUAAUGUUCCCAAGGGGAGGCUACUUUUCAAGCAGUCUAGUCAAGGGAAGGUUAUGGUAAUCACAGGAUUUUGGUCUAGAAUGAGACAUGAAGAUUGAGGAGUUUCUGGUUCACACAUAUCUCGCGACGAUUAUUGGUCAUUUCCAUCGAAUGAAAAUUAGGAGCUGUUUUUACGGAGGGAGAAAGAUCCUAGCACCAGGAAGAUCCCAGAUAGCUGAUCAUCAUGGCGCCAUUUUUAUGAUUUUAUCUUUAUUCUGUUUACCCAGAUGCAAAAGGUUGUACUCGUCCCUAGCGCUAGGGUCUUCUUUAGUUAGUAGUAGUAUUUUCUUAGCUGAGAAAUAGGAAGAUCCUAGUACUAGGAAGAUCCUGGCACUUUGCAAACUGCCUUCAGUGGGAAGAUCCUGCUAGUACUAGGUACGAACCAAACAAAAAUGGCGGUGGGUCGUUCAGUGGCAUAUCACGGCAAUACAGGCCCACCCUGAUUUCGUUUGGUGUUACCACGAGCUGAUUAUUGUGAUAAUUCUGCUGAAAGGUGAUUAUUAACACCAGUAAAGAGAGCAUAAGGGCCCAAAUUGCAUUUUUGUUUAUGUCGCUCGCCAUUUUUAAUUCCUUCUUGAUCCUCCACUACUUGGGUACCACACGGACAGAGCACUUACUGCAUGUAAACCCAAAGAAAAGUUGCAUGUUUGGCCCUCUAGGAUCUUCAUCCCACCAUGUAAACAGCCCCAACACUCCUUUGCUGAAUCAUUCAGCGCCUGUAAAAGGUGAACACACACGAAUGGAAAUGGGUUGACACAUAUAGUCCUUCAGCUUGGAGGGGGUUUGGCUCAGUUACUUGAAGGGGAACAGACUAAGCUUGUAUAAACUUAAUCUUUGACUAAAAAGCAUCACAAAAAUGUAUGAUAGCAAGGAUAGAGCGGUAGCUUUCACUUUGUAAAUCGAAUUUUAAAUGUCACUCAUACCCUCCCUUUGGAGAUAGACUAGUUUACACAUGAUGACGUCAUAUAUGACGUCACAGUCACAGAAAAAGUGUAUUCAGCUGCUAUCUCAAUCAUCUAAAUAAUUCAUUGGCAGAAAUCGUGGACAUUUCGCGCCCGUGAUUAAUUGUCAGCGGAAUCUCAUUUCCAAAUGGCGGACAAAAACGAUUAUAGUCAUGGAAAGCGUAUCCCCUGCGAUUUUUUUUAAAUAAUUUGAGCUCUGUGGAUCCGUUUUACGAAGAAAAAAGCUGGAAUAAAACACCUAGCAAGAAAAUGUUAGGUUUAUACUCGGCCGAGCGGCUGAUAGCAACAAAACAGUACGCGGAUGUACCUUUCGUGACAUUUUCGUGACAAUUUUGUUUUAAAACCAAGCCUGGUAGGUUAACGACUGUUUUGGAAACAUCUUCCAUCGCAGAAGUAAUAUCGAGUCGUGCAAAUUUUCUUCAGUGAAGGGUUUAUCCUCUAAUCGACGAGUAUUUCGCAUGACUUCGGCAAGAUUUUAAGAAAAUGUAUGGAGAAAUGGAGGGUACAACGAGAGAUAAAAGUGGCCACUUCGGGAAGUAAGUAAACCUACUUCUAAUUAGCUAUUUUUAACCCAGAUGCGAAGGUUACACAGCACUUAACAUGUUUCGAGUCGUGCACCGAACACCCGUGAGCUCAUAAUCGAUAUAUUUGAAAAAGUUUCCUUAUCUCCAUACAUUUUCUUAUACGAAUUCGAAGCCAUUGUGGCCUUAGUGCGCACGCACAACCGCCAUCUUAGCUUGUCCCUAAUUUCUGGCAAUGAAAUUACCAUUAAGGCUUGCCAAAGCACAAUGCUAGAAGAACAUGUUUAGAGCUGUUGUUAGGGCGUUUUCUACGUUAAGCAAGACACACUUCUACAAAGAAGCAAUAAACGGCAAAUCACACCAGAUAACUUGCUCUAAUCUUCAGUCUAGAGCUUGGUUGAGAACAAAAGCGCCAUAAUCGCAUAACAUCGUUCACAUAUCAUCAUCCUUCACUGCUAGCAUUCGGGUUUGUAAAAUAUAACACAAAGAUAUAUUUAUAUCUGAUGUACCUUAUUUGCGUCUCGAACGUCAUACGCUGAAAAAAGGUUCCUACGCAUGAGUUGCAGAAAGCGUUAUACAAAGUGGUUUUCUGUCAAGAGAGAUCUAAAUGCCAUAUCAACCCUAAAGGAAGACAAAGAAAAACAGGUAACAAAAGUUCAACAGCUGUCUACGGUUCUCCACCUAUGGACGUGAUUCUACACGGCUUAUCUGUAUCAAUCCUCUACGUACGAUUGUUUGGAAUAUAAAGUUCUACCAUCCUACAAAGUAUGAACCCAAACGAAUGAAAAAAUGCAAAAGUAAUUCCUAGUAUGCACUUUUAGGCGUCCUACAUGCCCAGCGUAUUAAAGAGCUGGUGUCCAUGAGAAAACCAGGCACAACCAGGCAAAGGGUAAUAAUGCUCAAGUCACCAAUUUUAUUGAAACUCUGUACAAGUGUUAGAUAUUAGAAGGUGAUAUCUCUGAAAAAAAUAUUAGGUCAAAAUGUUAAAACCCCUAGCAGAAACGGCGUCCUCAGUAAAAAUUUUGAGUAGGUCGUUUUAUUUAUUUACUAAUUAAGUCUUCGCUCUUAACAGAGUAUUGAAAACUGCUUUAAAUAAUAAAAAUUACAACAAUGAAUACAACAAUAACAUAAAAUUACUAAUCAAUAUUUAUGAUUACACAGGGAUUGCCAAAAUGAAAAUGGCGAAGUAGAUGCUAAAAUUUCUGGUGGGAGAUUGUUCCACUGUGCAAUUUUCCUAGGGCAAAAAGAGUUCUUCUAAUAAUCUCAUGUACAACAUGGCUACUCAAAUCGAUGACUGAGAGACGAGAGCCUGGUGUCUCCUGCUCUCAUGUUCUCUCUGAAGUUUAUCGCACUUGUAAGUGGCUAAUCCAUCACUCUGUUUGUACAGAAGGUAGAGAAGUGCGUCAGAUCGGCUGAGCUCCAGAGAUCUCCAUUUGAGAGAAGAUAACAUAUGAGUGACGGUGUCUAAUCUGUCGUAGCGCCCGAGUACGCUGCGAGCUGCUCGGCGUUGAAUCAUUUCGACCUGUUGUAUGUUCUUAACUAAUUAUAACUAAAUGCGGAGAUUGCGGCGUAGAAAGUCCAGAGUCUUGUUUGCUUUGGCGGUAAUUUCAUUUACAUGAUCAUUCCACAGUAAAUAAUACGAGAGGUUGAUCCCUAAAUAUUUAGUAGUAUCAACAGUCUCUAGGACCUUGCAAUGAAGUUUGUACUAAAAUUUGAAAGGUGUACGUCUGCGUGUUACCCGUAUAACGUUGCACUUAGUGCUUGGAUUAAAUUACAUACACCAGUCUGAUUUCCAUUUUCCAAACUGUGAAGAUCAUCUUGUAUUUGUCGAAAAUCGUUCUCAGAUUUUAUUGUAAGAUAAAUGACAGUGUCAUUGGCAAAAAGACGGACACUUGACUUAACAUAGCAUUGGAGAUCAUUAAUAAAAAUAAGGAAACAUUAACGGCCCCAGCAAUGAUCCUUGGGGUACAAUUGAAUUAUACCUCAAUAUUUCUGAUGAGCAACAACUUAUCUGUAUAAUUCCUACAUGAGUGGUAAAAGCCAUCGCUUUUGGAAAAAGUUGUUCAGGCAUCUGAACAUUUCAGCACCAGGCAGGAAGUGAAUUACCCAAACAUUUUAUCAAUUUUUUUUACAACUUUAAAAGUUGAUUUUGUUACAGUAUUGUUUACACGAUUCGGUACUAAUUAUGCACAGGAUUUUACCGCGUAAACUGGGCGAAAACUUGCACCGUUCAGGUGUUUACACGAGUCCACCUAAGAGUGGAACCGUGCCGGUUAAAAAAUUUUGACCUUCUUCUGAUCAGGACAAAAACUUUCACGAAUGGUUUCGAAGAAAUUUUCUUUUAAUAACUCGAAAUUUUACAAAGAAUGUACGGCUCAUUAACUUUUCUGCCACCCAGCAAUUUCGAUAUUGCUAUCAAAAAGCUGAAAAUUGCACAAAUUGCUCGAGCUAAUCAGCUCUUUCAUUUGUUCAAUUUAGUUCGUAUAUACGGCCACGGCUUCUAUGAGUUAAGUCGUAUGCUAAUGAGAAAAAUGUAAACGAUGACGCCAGCAAAGAUUCGCCUAUAUCAAAUUACCUAAACUUGAAAUUCGGAAAAUAGCCCCUGGAGAUUUGAUAUAAAUUGUUCAAAGAUUUGACAGGCUAAAUUAAUAAACAAUGAGUGGGUAAUCACGGGACCAGCGGCGAUGCAAAUUAACUGCAACAAAGGAGAUUGAGAUUAAAUACAGGAAAAAAGUUCAACUCUUACAGGAUUGGUUGAGUGCGACAACAUGGCCCCGAUUUUAUUGUUUCUCUACCUCAAUAUAGCUGCUGUUACGGGAAGUAAAUUUUAAUAAUAAUAGGUGGAAUUUGUUGCUCGGAACACGUCAAUUUAGGUUCUUUCCACCUGCCUCCUGACCGCUGUCGGACGCCAUCUUCUAAAACGUGUCUUUAUGCUAAAGACGAUUGAAAAGAGACUUUGUUUGGUCGUUUCAAUCGGGCUGACAAUGUAGGCUUAACAAAUCGACGACAUGUUUCCAGGGUUUGUACUUGUCUCGACCAUAAAAAUGAAAAUGGUCAUAACGCAUGAGAAACCAGUUCUACUAAUGAUAUAUUGCUGACGACUGAAAUAAAUAAAUAUUAUUGUUGUUGUUGUUCAGUUGUUACGUUCAAUUGAUCUCUCUAGCUUUUUAACCUUUUUUUUUUCUCUUUUACAAGUCCUUAGGCUGUUCAGCAAACAAACCUUUAAACAAGAAAAUAAAACAUAGUAAUAUUUAGACGUCUUUUUAAUCCAAUUUCUUAAACUAUUAAGUUAGAACAACAAUGUAAUAAAGUCCAGGGAGGAUCUAGACCUUCAGAUAAGAAGGGGGUGGGGGUGGGGGGGUCAGUUUCAAAAAACACUUUUUCGGCCCUUCGAGCCUCAGUUUGAUCUAAAAAUAUAGAGAGGGCCUGGUCCCCCCUGGAACCUCCGUGGAUCCGCCACUGAAGUCGUCCGCUUGUUUAAUUUAUAAGAACCACCUAAAGAUCCCGUUCAAUUCUUUACUCAAAGCACCUCUGACAAAUUACAUUGUUAGGCUCGUCAAAUGUCAGUCAAGGUUAAAUUUUUAAUUAAUGUCGAACGCUUUUCUACAUCUUAAAGGAACUCUACUGUGGGAGCCGCGGUUAAGUAAAAAAAAGGUCAAAUUUUGUACGUGAUAAAAUGAUUUGGUUACUGAUUUUCUGCUGCAUCAGUGCCAAAGUUAUUGCAGACGAAGAUCAAACCUUUAUAGCUGCCCACUUCAUAAGAAGGGAAAAUAGGCGUUUAGCUGGCAGAGCCGUUGCAAGAAUGGAUUCAUCAUCUGUUAUGUCAUGUUGUCAGGCGUGCUUAAGACACUCUUGGUGUACCUCUUCUAACUUUGAAGAGGCCUUAAGGAAUUGUGAACUGAACAAGCACGAGGUCUCGCUAAUUAACUAUGAUGACGAGGUCACUGAACAGAAAGGCACCACAUUUACAAUGCUUCUGAAGGUAAGAAAACUCUGAUGAUUUGUAAGGUUGUAACAUGCAGUACAUCGAACUAUCGGUUAAUUAACGCUGCAAUGCCGAUCGAGCAAUAGUAAAAAUGAAACAUUGAUAACAAUCGCGAUAGGGUAGCGAAUUCUCCAUAAUUUCGAUAAUUGCUAAACCUCUAACAUUCUAACUUCAUUGGAAAAUGGAAACAUCCUUUUUACCCAUCUUUGAAUCUCAAGGUCACAAUAACGGUAAAAAAGAAACAAAGCCUACUGCACCUAGAAUGUUUGAGCGUCUUGAUUCUUGAACUGCUUUGGGUCAAAUGUUGGAGAGGGGUUAUACAAAUUGCUGAGAUUCGUUCAAACUUCAACAUGGCGGCCAAUUUGUAAUCGUCGCAAACAAAAAAGGAAAGGCUGCUAUGUGGAAGUGUUUUGGCUUCAUAAAAGAAAAUAAAGACACUGCCAUCGAAAAUAAAGAGUGGGGCGCAGAUUAUGCACGACGACGCUGAAAUACAGCGGGGACAAGACGAAUCUGAUGGACCACAUUCGUCGUAAUCAUCUGGUCCUGCAGAUUUGCGAGAUUUGAAAGGUUCGACCUCGUGCUCAGAUGCCUCGAGUCCAGUUCGACCCGAGUAACUCAGCCGACACAGAAGUGCUCUCGCAAUUCUUCCAGCAACCCCUUCCACGUAAUUCAAGUAGAGCAAGGGAUAUUUUUAAUGCUAUUUUGCAGUUUAUUCGUAGUUAUUUCUUCAAGUAUAAGGCAUUAAGCAAAAACAGACAUUCCUGAAAACUAUCGCAAUACCAUUGCAAUAGUACCUCCACUAUCGCAAUACUAUCGUAAUAUCAAUAGUAUGUGACCUAUUGCAAUACAACUGCAAUAACUCAAAUCAUGUUCCUCAGUAGUCAUCCCUUAUUACUUGCUUAGGAGGUAUUCAAAGUGCAGCUUCAAAGGUUUAUAGUGCAACUGUAGAAUAGCAAAAGAAAACAAAUACGGCCAGCUUGAGAAGAUAAGAUUUUUUCUUCUGAUAAUGGAAUGUUUCAUUGCAAUAUACAAAAAAUAAUAAUAUGUGUCUUUAGAGGGUUUAUCACAUGGGUUAUUGAACCUUUAUUAAACUAAGGAUCUUAGCAGCACCAAAAGGCACCAAACCCUUUCUCUAGUAAUGCUGAUGAAAAUUUAUUAGCUGCUCUGUCACAGGCUGGGUUUCAUAAGAUGCAUGGGCCCAUGAGUUCCGGAGGGGUUAGCUUGUUGUGCCUAUGUCUUGGUACAAUAUUUUUUGUUCGCUUUAGCCAUCCAAGCUGGGUUUAGUUCUUUUUAUUAAUGGAAGGCGAGUUCAGUUCUUCAAUAAAUGUAUAGAUUAUUUGAUAAACGGAUGUAUGUCGCCUUUAUUUUCAAGAUCCAAAAGUUAACUGGUAAAGUUAAUUCUCUUUUGACGGCAACUUUUAUUUUCCCCACUAAGCUCUUUUAAACAUUGCUCAGGCUCAAAUUAAUCCUGCAAUUAAACUAGGGGAAUUCACCUGUACUGACAAUUAUACUCAGAGUCAAGAUCCAAUUGUUACUUCCUUUUUUCAAACAAGCAGGAUUAAAGGGUAAGUGGGUAAAAAUAAUGUUUAAUAAUUAAUCUUCUUGCACAUAAACGAUUCCACUGUGUUUGGUCCUUUGACGAAAAGUGGACGAUGUCUCCAGAAGAAAGACUAGGCGGCCAAGAGUAUGUAAGUUUAGGGAAGGCAUGGUUAAUCAAAACACAGAAUCAAAUCAAGCUAUUUUUUUAGGCUUUUAUGUACAAAAAAUAAGGUAGUAAAUCUACUGAAUUGAUAAAUGCUUUGAAAUGGAUACCUUGUCUGUUCAUUCUCACGAUGUUCAAUAUUACAUUAUUAGAAAACUUGUGGGGUGCAGGCUAACUACAAAAAAAUAUCGUGCUAGGGAAAUAUAACACGGGGGUACCCAACGCCUGUUUUCUGCAAAAUAUUUGUUCGGAAAAGUAAAUAAAUUUUUACUUUUAUAACACCAUUGAAUUGCAUCUAUAAUAAUAAUAACAAUAACGAUUUUAUUAGCAAUACUUCCACGAAGUGGCUCUUAUAUUAUUACAAAAAAUCAUGCCGAUUUUAAAUUAAAAAUGAUAUAUACCAUAAAUUAAGGAUAAGUACAAAAAGUUUGAUAAAAAAUUUUACAAUUAAAAUUUUCGGGAAAAUAACACUGCGGCAAUGGUAAUUUCGAAAAGACGUAAGUUGCCCUAGUAUGACCGAACAGAUGCAAAAUUUGUAGUGCCGCUUAGAAUGCAUCCCUGAAGAUUUAAAAGUACUCUGGAUAGCCUAAAAAAGCGUUUUCGAUGUAUUUAGGAGGAAACCGACGUUAGCUUGGGGCGACUGAAUUAAAGAGGAAAAAGUUGAUAAACGUGAAGUUACCCUAAUUUUCAACACCUGUUUCUAUUAUACCAUACCUGCUCGUGUUCCCACAAAUUACUGAGGGGCUUCUAAUUUCUUACCGACGCCGUCCAAUUAUAUGGUAAAGACAAAAUAUUGCAAAUUGAACGCAACAAAUUAGCAAUUCUGACUCGGCAGUCUUAUGAAAAGAGUUGACGUUGUUUAUAUAAAAGCCUCUUAACAUGAGCCCGGUUCACUGGGCUGGCCGGGUUUCUCAGAUCUCGCCUCACCUCUACAUCCUUUGUAAAAUUUUUGAUGUGUUCAUAUGAGAGACCAGGCUGGCUGGGUUCCCGAGAUCUCGGUUUUUCCAGUGGUGGGUUAUCUGACUAGGAAACUUAAUUUGCUAUAUGAACACUUCAGCCCGGUUAACAGGAUGAAAGCGUGAUGAAUUCUUCUGUAACACGGUAGCCCUGAAUGGCAUCGUCUUGCUUUGCAAGCUGUAUUUUCCACAUCAUAUUUAACUGCAGUGAUACAGCUAUAAUAGUUGCCAAUGAUAUAGUUUUGUGUUUCUCCAUGUUUUCUUUGUGUCUCGAAUUUUGAGCCAGAACUCGCCCCUAGGAUCUUCAGUCUUUUAUCAUCUCGGAAACCGGGCUGAAAUUUCUCAUUGAUCCCGCUGACCUGGCCGGCUCGGUCAACAGGGCUCAUGUGAAAAGGCCCUAGGACGUAAAAUACAUGCUAAUAAAAUUUAUGUACGUACAACGCUAACAAUUAACGCAAAAUGUAGCAACUGUUCGAUCUACUAUGAUCCACCUGCACCACCUUGCACCUAUCCCGUAGUCAUGGUGACCGUUGGGGCGCCACGCACCUAGCAAACUUUUCGCUCCAUUUGAUUCUGUUUUCAUAUUCUCUUAUGGCGUUGCAAAACUUCAACCCCGUCCACUCAGAGAUGUUAUUCUCCGAACGCUUCUUUUUCUCUUCUCCAUCAUUGCACUGUUCCUUGUAAAAUUGUCUUGGCAAGCCCUACUGAUCCUGCUAUGUGCCCAAACCACUUUAACUUGCUUUUCUUUACCGUGGUUAGGCAAGGCAUCGGGCCCUAUGAUGACAUCUUGAUUCUGUCUCUCACUGCAUCAUUAGUGAUGUGGUCUCUGUAUAAGAUGCCAAGCCUUUAUGGAGCAUUUUGCAUUAGAAAGUGCAAGCCUAAACUCAAUUCCCGGGAGGAACGUAGUGAAUUCACAAACCUUCUAUUUUAGUAUUUCAGAGACCAUUCUUAAGAGCUUUUAGAGGUCCUUUGUCUAGAGACAUUCCAUCAUUAUAGCGUUGUAUUCCAUUCACAGUUUAUUUCUAUAGCUUUCAUACAUACUUCACAUCUUUUACACAUUUCACCCUACACUUUCUUUGCAUAUAUAUAGCGCGCGCGGAAUAUUUUCUCAUCCCUGAUGAUGCCGUUGAUCGAAGAAAGCUUGGAUUUUGGAUUUUACUUUUUUUAAACAGCAGUUUGAGGCCUCACUAGAACAGUUUUAUAUUUUUAUUUUUCUAAAGCAUCUCAUCUCAGUGGCCUUCAAUUCCUUCAGGAUGUCCGCUGUCAAUGUCCAGGUUUCACAGGCGUACAACAGUACUGAGAUAACCAGGGGGCGCAUAAGUCUAAUCGUUGCACUUAGAGAGAUAUGCUUAUCGUUCCGGUUGGUCUUAAUCUUGCUAGUGCUGCUGUUGUCUUUGCAUUUCUGUACAGUACUUUAGGCUUGGAACUUUGGUCUGUGAAGACUGCGCCCAAAUACUUGAAGCUGUCAACUUCGUCCAAGUUUUCAUCGUUGAUUCUGAUGUCAAUGCUGAUGCCACUUGUGAUGUUGGUCAUCAGUUUGGUCUUCUCCAAAGAUCUUCUCUUCUCCAAAGGCUGCGGAAGUCUUAUCCAGGCGAUCUACUAGCAAGGCUUGUUCUUCCUCUUUUCCCGCAAAGCCAUCAAUGUCAUCGACAAAGCGGAAGUUGGUAAUUGUUCUCCCUCCGGUGCUGACUUUUCCUUGGUGAUCUUCUAGUCAUCAGUCAUAAUUCUCUCAAGAAAAAAGUUGAAAAGAGUCGGUGAGAGUAAAGAUCCUUGUCUGACUCCGACUGUGGUUCUGAACCAGCCUCCUAUGCCGCCAUUAAUUAAGCUAGAUUGCACUAAUGGCCUUGUUGUAGAGGUUUUCAAGACUUGGAUCAGGUUGGCGUUAAUGUUAUAAAGCCUCAAAGUAGACCAAAGGGCUUUAUGCCAUAAUCUGUCAAACGCCCUUUUACAAUCAAUAAAGACGUGAUAGAGGUCUUGUUGUUGUUGGAGGUACCUACAGUAUCCUAAGAUUGAAGAUCUGUCUAUCGUACUACGCCCUGUUCUGAAGCCUGCUUGUUCUUCUACGAUGACUGAUUCUGCCUGAGACUUCAGCCUGUUUAACAGCACCUUCAGUAUGACUUUACUUGGGUGGCAUAUUAGGCUGAUUAGUUCUUGCACUGUGUAAGGUUACCUAUCUUGGGAAGGGUAAUAAUAAGAGACUGGGUCCAUGGUAUGGGCCACGUGGAUCAAUACUAAAUGCACAGUAAACAGCGACUAAAAAACAAGUUUGGUAAAGACGACCGUAAGUAGAGCUGUCCGCUUACGAGAAGGUCCAUUAAGAGAGCUUCUACUGUAUGUUUGCUGAAUUUGGGUCUCCCAAAUCAAUAACAGUUUGAAAGUUACAGUACAAAAGUCAUGGGAAGGGCUAGGUGUUAUAGUACCACAAUUGUUUUCUUUCACUUUCAUAGAAACACUGCGUUGCGUCUUGUGAUAAAAUUACAGAGGUCAGCGGCUGCUGCAGGAACAAUCCUUGUCAAAAUGGAGGAACAUGCACAGAAAUAUGUGAGCCCACAAGCGUUCGGUACAAUUGUUCUUGUCCAACAAAGUUUAUAGGUAGACACUGUGAGUUUGAAAGAAAAAGCUGCCAGGCCUACAAAGCUGCAGGAGAAAGUAAGUCUGGAUUGUACACAAUCACUGAUGACAGAAAUCAAUCCUUCCAAGUGUUCUGUGACUCUGACUCUGAACCCGGGUUUGCAUGGAACUUGAUCCAGUCGUUCAGCUUGUCCCACAAACAGGUACAUUGUAAAAUAAGUUAAGUCGACAGGUCAACGGAAACCAAGAUAUAGUGAUCAGGCGCAUGCCCCUUAGAGAAGAUUUGAGUGAUUUUCGUGGUUUUAGGGAUACUGAAGAUUACUGAUACCAAUUCUGAACAUUUUCAAUUCUUGCGUGGUUGAUGUUAUUUUUUAUAACAGCAUUACAUAAAAUAUCUAAAUAAAUAUCUAAAAGUGAAAGAUUCAUAGAACAUGACCGAGCUUACGAGGGCAAACCGAUUAUCAGCUAAGAUAUAAAAUCAUUUUUGUUUCCAGAAUAUUAUUUUUUCUGACUACUCGGAAUCAAUCAGCGGUGAUCACCUAAACUGGCGUGCGUACCUGAUCCGCGGUAAAUAUCUGGAGUGGCUUGGAACCAAGUCCACUCACUGGCGAGCUACCUGCCGCUAUGAUAUCGAUGGAGUUGUGUACACAGAUUACAUGCGAACAUCCCUGGCACAUUGUAACAUAUUGGCCUUGCCAACAGUGGUCAGUGGAGCCUGCUUCCAGUUCGAAUUUAUAAACAUCCGGGGGCAUGAAUGUGUUAAUUGUACGGUGCCCCUCUGGCAAAGUAAGAGCGGUUACCCUUUGCACACAGAUACGUCCAUCAAACACUGCGAAUUCAAUGGCAAACAAGGUGCGCUUUACAGCGAAGAUAACUUUGGUUUUUACGGGGUUGUAAAUUCGCAGCAUCGCUGUUCGAACAAUUCUCUUUCUACAACUCAGUUCUGGUUGGGAGGCCAGUAAAAAAGGUAACUCGUGACUUAGUUCACAAUAAUUGCUAACAUGCUUCCAGUCUUGAACGACGAGUUAACGCAGACCAUAAAUGAAAAGCUAGCAUGGUAUAUGCGCCGAUAGAGUAGAGAAGUGAUGACGUCACGAAAACUUAAUUUGAGAAAUUAUUGGAUAGGCUGGGAUAAUCAGAAAGUGUCCAUUUACCAAAAUUCAGUUUGUUCAAGCAAAUUGGCCGUGAGUUAGUGAGUGCUUGCCUUAAGAAUUCGGUCGAAAUAUAAAAUAAUUAAAAAUAAGGUCUUUAUUGAUUCCAAAGACAAACGUUCCUGAUUACAACUGACAAUUAAAUAAAAUCAAAAAGACACCUAUUAAUAAAACAGUGUUUAAACGGUGAGUCCUAAUUUGAGGAAGUACAUAGGAGUCACCACGAUUACUUAGUUAAGUUGUUUUACUGGGUGGAAGGAGAUCUGCCAAAGGGCCCUCAGCAGAAUUUGUGAUGUUCUUCCAAAACUUAUUAUCUAAGGCCUCUAGAAGGCUCAAAAUGGACGUGGCCUCUUGAGAAAGCCAAAACGAACUGCUCUCUUCUGCAACUUAUCAAUUUUAGAAAAAUACUUAUAACUGGGUCAUAACUUGCAACACCCCAUACUGAAAUGCCAUAAGUAAAAAGAGGUAUAAUCAGACUAUGGAAGAGGUGGUGUAAAGAGUCUAGACUAUAACUAUACUUCUUGCACACUGGUAAAUAAUAAAUGGAACGGAUCGGUCCGGCUGGAAAUUUUCCGGAAAAAGUGGUUUACCCUUGAGAUUUUCCUUCCGGUCAGACCGAAACUACCGUUCCAUUUCCAAAAAUUUCGUUUCCAUUCCCACUUCGCUGAGAAACAAAAUUUCGGUCGAAAAGUAAAGGGAACGCUUAAGCCCAGUUAGAAACUUUGUUUUAAGCGAAAAGUAUUGUUCUAUAUUUUUCUUUUUUUGGUUUGUUUCAAUGACUUCUGACCGGUCGGUUGGGUAGGAUAAAAAGUAUCCAUAAACAUUAACGUUAUGCUCCGAUGAUACCAUGCAAAUUCUGAAAUUGGCUUGGAGCGUACCUUUUACGAUCCAGGUCAAUUCCAGAAGGAUUUGUAUGGAAUCAUCGUAGCAAAACGUUACUUAUUUCUCACCACCAAUUUGCUCGAACCAGCUGAAUUUCGGCGAAUUAACACUUAACUCUCGAGCGACUGGGUCGGACAUGGCAGGCAUGGAACGUGUCUUUUGGGGCUCCUCAAAUAUUCCAGUACAGUUAUGCCAAUUUCUGGCUCAUCCUCGGUGUAAGAACCUGUUAAACUCACCGGUGACGCAAAACAAAGAAAACAAAGAAGUCAACACAAUAAAACCUAGAAAAACAAAAGGUACAAAACAAAGAAAAAGUUCACAGGUUCUUACACCGAGGUAAACCCCAAUUUCUUGUUAGCCUAGUUCAUCAGCGGCAUAAUCAACAGCUUUUUGCUGGCUGCUGUUUUAAGCUCAUCACUAAGUGUUAGUAAUUCUCUUGUGUAUAUGUCGCUGUUCUAUAUCUUAUUGUUAUUAGUCAUAAUAUGUAUGCUUGCCUCACAGAUGAAGGUUCUUUGUUAUCAAAUAGCGUUAGUUUGGGAAUUGCAUAUUAGUCCUAUGGGUUUUGAGAUGAUGUUCCUCAUUGUGAAACCAGUUUAUGAAAUGGAGCGUCGGACAGCGAAAGAGAGAAAUAAAUUCUCCUUUCAUUUCAAGAAAUGGGAUAAGCUCCUAACAUGCACAGGGACAUCAUAUCAAACUCCAAUAACUGCUAUAACUCCUAUAAACAUCGUCACAUAUCAUCAUCAUAUAAAAUAAUUAUAAUUAUUAGUAUUUUUUAUGGAACUAUAACACCAUGUGAGGCUACUUUAUCUCUGAAUAUGUAUUUGUACAUUGGUUGUAAGUCUAUGGGAAUUUGUAAAACUGGAGUAACUGAAAGAAAUGUGUGUGGGAGUGGGUGUGGGGUGGGCGUGUAGAUGAUGUAGAUGUGUGUAUUUUUGUUAAGUGGGCACUUCUGUUUACUGUUAACCUAUAUAGUUAGUAAAGCUGCCUGUAAAAAAUUAUUGACCAAAAACCAAACUUUAAGUUCCUAGUGUUGGUUUUCAGUAGCAGGUCUAGAUCACACAAAAUUCGGCUUUUAUCAAUUUCAAAGUUUUUUGUCUAUUGUUAUCAUAGUAAUAUCGAUUUUACAUAAAACUACAUUUUCACAAAUUUCAAUCCAUAGCCAAUUACUGGUGAAAAUUUAUAGCGAUCGGACAAGGAAAAAAAACACUUUUAAGGCGAUUGAAAAAUAUCGGUAUGGCCUCUGAAAAACCGUAUCGAAACACCUUAAAAAUGGAGGAGAAAUCAGAUGAAAUGACCACAAGCUACUGUCUACAAUUGAAUACACUUUAAGACGGAAAACGUCAAUUCUUUCCCUACUCACUUAAUUGCACUCUUAUUGUGGCUACUAUAGUACACAUGUUGUCUACUUGAAAUAAAUUAGGUGAGAUCCCCAAACCUUGCAUUGAUAUUCUGUUGGGUUUUGACAACACGUAACUGGUAACUAUUCAGUUAAUCAAUUAAUUUUAACAUAAACUAGAUGUCCUGAGAAUCUAGGUUGCUCGAGGCGUAAUUACGCUACUUUCUUGCUUAACAACCUCCCUCGUGUGUCUAUAGCACGAUUUUUUAAUUAUUUAAAUUUAUUAAAAUAAAUAAGACAUUGCAUGAUUGAAUGUGUUUGACACUGUCAUGUGUACGUCACUAUCUCUAACCAUCACAAAUUAAGCAAGUGCACAUUUAAUUAACUCCUGCUCCUGCUAAAACUAGUCAAUAAAAAAAUAAACUCUUGUAAUAUAUGUAAAUAUCGUGUAAAUGAUGCGUGUUAAGCAAGCUGAAGUUAUAUUAAAAUUAUACAUGAAAAUGAAAGAAACACGACACGUGCAGCAUCUGUUUAACAUGAACAGUCCUCAGUAGCACAAGAAAGGCAACGAAAUGGAUGUAACGACAUUAUUGAUGAUUUCUCUCCUCCAUUUUCGGGUCGUCAAAGCUAAUGACCAGUCAGUAUAGAAAAUGGCAAACUUAUUCUCUUGAUAUCUAAGUAGAUGCCCUGGAGAACUCUGAGUUAGUUGCCCCGCCUUUCACGCGUUUGCCAAGAUCAAACCAAUUCAAUGCUACUCAUGGUAUGUAGAUGACUGAUCGGUGUUAAUCGUUCAACUACAAGGAAAAUAACGAAGGAAAAGUUAUUGAUUGAAGUUGAAUGCGAGUUGAAUGAGGGUAGUCACUUUACAACCCGGGCUCUCUUAGGCAUUCCCUGGGGUCACGUUACCACAACUUUGACAGGGAAUUCAGCCAAAAGAUAUUAGAGUGAUUUUACUUGAACCUGAAACAGAUACUAACAAAUAGUGCAAAAUAGAGAGGUAAACAAAAGAAUACAAGAGAAUUAGUGCAUAAUUGUGUUUAGUAUUCUACUUCCUAUUUUACGUACGAUUCAGAAGUAAAGUCGUUCUAACUGAUUAUAGUCAAAACAAACUACUGUUACUUUGGGCCAAGUGAUUAAUACAGGUAUCUGAGCAAGAGCAUGUAUUGCUGAGAAAAAGUGUUGCUUGAACAUUAUUUCGUUAGCGUAAUCGAAUUUAUCAGUAAAAAAACAACCUAUUUCCAGGGUAUUGGGGACUUUUUUAAGGAAAGGAAUGCUAACUGAUAGAAACCCUAUCACUUAAGAAAGCCGUGUUUUAAUUGAGCCCAAUUCCUAUUUGGAUUGUUGUAUUUUCUAUCCUCGAAUGUGUCAUAUUGGGAUACCGACGUGUAUUAGUUUAGCCUGGCAACAAGUGAAAUUAAAAACAACAAACAAGUGCAUUUUGUAUUUCAAUUGAAAUGAUUCAAAAAAUAAGCACGGUUUUCUUUAAAACAUUAAGGCGCUUCCUCGUGUAUCCCGAUUAGUCUCAUACAAUUUUAGAAUCAUUGUUAUUCCAACUUUUAGAGUCAUAGUGUAAAGUCAUGUGAUGGUGACGUCACGUGUAUCAAUGGCUGUUGCAAGAACAAUUCUAGUCAAAAUGGAGGAACAUGUACAUAAAGCUGCCAAGCCUACAAAGCUGCAGGAGAAAGAAAGACUGGUUUGUAUACAAUCAUUGAUGACAGCAAUCAAUCUUUCCAUAAGCGACUUUGACUCUAAACCCUGGUUUGCGUGGAACUUGAUACAGUCGUUCAGCCGCUCAACCACAGAUCUGGUUUAGAUAAGUUUUUCUAUGUAAUACUCGAGAUUCUCAGAACUCCAACCUCGCAAUUAUGUUUCGAGUCGUUUCAGACAGACGCAGAGGAAAGAUCUUUGCGUUAGUAGUAUAGUAGGCAUGUCUUACUCCUUUUUUACAGGGGAAUCUUACCAACUUGCGGAGGAAUACAUUAAAGCCGAUGACGUCAUAACCUUUUUUUAUCUCAUGAAUAAAAUGCGGGGAAUCUCAUUCAUCAGUGCUAUUUUCAGGAAGACUGCACCGACUGGUGAUGUAUUCUAGUUACUUCUCGGUCGAUGAAGGUCUUGCUGGUUAACAAAAAUACUAAGAAAAGAAUUUUACGGAACAAGAGCUAAUUAGCCUGUGACUUGAAAUUGCUGAACGUAAUAAUACAAGUUUUUUUUUUCCUGCCGCUUGCAUUGCCCAACAAGUUGUUCCAGUUCUGGUUCACUGAUUCUUGGCGCACAAAUCAUGCAUGCAUAUUUAAUGAAAUGUCACUUACAGAGUGAAGUUUCCAGUCUUUCAAACUUUAUCACUAUGGUGAGAUUGCUCCAAGACCAUAAAAUUUCUUGGUAGUCGUGCGCGUUCGCUAUUCGGUGAACCAAGCAACGUCUACUAUGACUCCAUGUCUCCUUUUUCACCCAUCUCAACCAACCCUUAAAAAUAGCCCACGUUCGAUAUAGUGAAAUUCCAACAUGACUUCUAUGCUUUGUGGGCAAAAUUGCAAAUUUUUCACGACUCCAUUGUCUCGCAAUUGCCAGAAGAAGCUUGAGCGCAAAGAAAUAAACCAGAUAUAGAAAUAUGACCAGAAAGUGUCGGAGUGAUGUUAGAAUUUUAAAAUAUCUAACGUGGGCUAUUAACAAUACUACUGCACUCACACGUGCGAUGCGACACUCACGGAGCCCAUGUGUACGCUCUCAUAGCGUCUUACUACAAAUGCAAAGACCAUAUUUUUUGAAAAUUUGUUGAGGAAGAACAUCUAUGCCAGGCGGUAUGGUUUUAAAGUCAUACUCAACAUACUUGGUUAAUUUCUUUUAAUAGGGCAAUACACGUCAUGCCUAAGUAAUUGGAAAGUAAGCGCCAUCACGCGGGCGCCUUUAAGCCAUUUAAAAAUGGCUUUUUCUUAAUGCUGGCACAAAAAAAAGAUCUUGGAAUUUCUUGUGUUUUGAUUUCAAAAAAGAGCCUUAUAAAUCACAAAUUUUGUUAAAGUUAUGAUUAAUUGGUAACAGAACUUCGUGUCGUCCAAUUCGGUCUGUAAUCAUACUGGUGAUUAAACAAAUCGGACUCCCGCUACGCGGUCGUCCGAUUUUGUUAAUCAGUCGUAUAAUUACAGACCAAAUUGGCCUAAUCGCCUAAUCGCCUUCUUGUUGUUUCAAUUACUGAUUCAUACAAAAUGAAAAGAAUCUCUUUCAAAAAGGAUAGAAAGAAAAACAGAUGAUGAAAAUCAGUAAACACAAGUUGCUGCCUACAGUGAAAUGCAUUUCAAAGUGACAGCUUUAAAAUCUUAUUUCUGAAGGUUUUAUCGAAUCCGUAAUUCUGACUAGACUACUGUACAGCGCCCGAAAUUAAUUACUCUCUGCCAACAGUGGCUUUAAUAGUACAAAUGUCAUUGCGUACCUCCUUAAUUAAAUUCAAGAGAGGAUAAAUAAGCUAUCCACCUGAUUGGAUAUUGUGUUUUGACAACACGUGGAUGGAAAUGUCCAAUUAACAUAUCAAUGAUAGCUAGAUGUAUAAUAUUCCUUUUUCAAAUAUCAGUCCCUUUUCGGUAAAUAAUUAAAGUUUUUUUUUAGCUUAACCUUCUAAACAGCGUUUCCUUUAAAAAAAAUUAUCUAAAAACUCUGGUCAUCUAUAUCUUUCACUCCAGACCAAAUUUACAUCUUCAUAACUUUUCUGGAAUUUUAAAAAAUUUACAAUCUUAGUCCGGAAACGACUAUCGCUGGAUUUCAGGUAAAAACCAAAUGUUUACUAGAAGGAAAAAAUUAAUGCAUGGCAGAAGGUGGAUAGUCAUGAAAAUUGUUUAUUAAGCAUGCUGGAGUUAUAAAUACUUAAAAGGAACUUGACAAGGCAGGUACACGCAGCUUUCCUUUAACAGGAACCGCCGCUCGCAGAGGAACUAUAGAGUGGACCUCAUAAUUUGAGAUGGCCAUAGCGAGAUUAGUGAUAAUUUCACUCCUCCACUUCGUGUCCGUCAAGGCAAAUGACCAUUGCAGAAAGGGAAAAUGCCAAACUUAUUCUCUUGAUAUAUACGGAGAUGCCAUGGAGAACUCUGAGUUAGUGAGCCAUGUUUUUCACAAGUCUGCCAUGAUCAACCUUAUUCAGUGCUUCACAUGGUGUGUAGAUGACUGUCGGUGUUUGUCGUUUAACUGCAAAGAAAAUAAAGAAGGAAAAGUUUGCGAGUUGAAUGAAGGCAGCCACCUUACAAACCAGAGCUCUCUUAUACAUUCCCUAGGGUCACGUUACUACAUCCUUAACAGGACAUCCAGCCAAAAGGUAUUACUUGAUUAUAGUUAUUGAAACAAAUUACUGAUAGUUUGCGCUUUUUUAACACAAAUCAAUCAGGUGACUAAUACAGUUAUGUGAGCAGAGCAUGAAAUGCUGGGAAAAUGUAUUUCGUUGGUGUUAUAAAAUUCUGGUGUAAAAAACCAACUCAUUUCCCAGGUAUUGUAGACCUAAUUUUGAGGAAAGUCCUGUUAACUAAUAUAGAAACCCUAUCACUUAACAAAGUCGUUCUUUUAUAUGAGCCUAAAUCCUGUUUGGAUUGUUUUGCUUCGUGUACUUGGAUGUAUCAUUUUGGGGUUCGUCCAUACUAAACUAACACACGCUGCUAGAGGUGAAUUAAAAAGACUGAACGAACAAGAGGAAUUUUGUGACAGAUGUUUCAAUUAAAAUGUUUCGAAAAAUACUGAAGUAUACAACACAAGGUUUUUUGAUAUAGUUGUUCACAGACCAUACUGAUAUUUUUCAAUCGCUUUAAAAGUGAUUUUAUCCUUUUCUGAUAGCUAUAAAAUUUUCACCAAUGAUUGACUAUAGAUCUAAAUUUGUCAAAAUGUAGGUUUUAGUAAACUCGAUAUUACUAGGACAACAAUAAACAAAAAACUUUGAAAUUGAUAAACGCCUAAUUUUGCGCGAUCUAGACCAGCUACUGAAAAUCCAACACUAGGAACUUAAAGUUUGGUGUUUAGCAAAUAACCGAUCCGUAAGAAGUAAAAAAAUUCUGUAUGUUUGAUUUCGACUAAAACGAAAAUAUAUUUCAAACCUUAAAUUUUCAAUAGCCGUGAUAGAUUAUAUGAUAAAAACGUUGUAAAUGACUCAGAUUGUUCUUAAGUAGCAUCAGAAUGCUGCUUAAUAUCAUAUUUCGAUGUUCAGAAAUUGUGGUGCAUUUUCGUUCUUGCGAUCUCAAAAGCUAACCCGUUUUCUCAGCACCUGUCUAAGUGCAGCUUCAUUCAAAAUUUGGACUUUUAACGCUUUUUUGUAUAUCUAUGAAACGACUCGAACGAAUUUUUUAAAAUAUCUUCACAUAAUCUUUCUAUUGUAUAUAAUAAUGUCUGAAACUUUCAUUAAGAUUGAUUCAAACUAAAAUGUACUAGUCAUGGAGGUAUGUAUAGCGCGCAUUUUUUUUUUUUUUGGAAAAAUUAGCAUAACGUCAAAAUAGUGAAUGUUGUAACGCAGACUUUUGACAGGUGCGUAGGAUAGGUUUGUCUUAAAAUUUUAAGAUGAUGCAGUGAAUCAAUCUCAGUGAAAGUUCGGACCUUAUUAUAUAGAUUAUGUGAAGAGAGUUUUACUAAGUUCGUUCGAGUCGUUUCAGAGAUAUACAAAAAAGCGCUAAAAGUACAAAUUUUGAAUGAAGUUGCACUUAUACAGGUGAUGAGAAAACGGGUUAGUUUUCAAGAUCGCAAGAACGGAAGUACACCAAAAUUUCCUGGCAUCAAAAUAUGAUAUUAGGCAGCAUUCUGACGCUACUUAACAAUAAUUUUUGAGUCAUUCAUAACGUUUUUAUCAAUAAUCUAUCACGGCUAUUGAAAAUUUAAGGUUUGAAAUAUAUUUUCGUUUUAGUCGAUAUUCAAACAUACAGAAUUUUUUACUUCUUACGGAGAUUUUUUGCUAAACACCAAACUUUAAGUUCCUAGCGUUGGAUUUCCAGUAGCUGGUCUGGAUCACACAAAAUUCGGCUUUUAUCAAUUUCAAAGUUUUUUGUUUAUUGUCCGAUUUUACUUAAAACUACAUUUUCACAAAUUUCAAUCCAUAGCCAAUUAAUGGUGAAAACUUUAUAGCGAUCAGACAAGGAAAAAAACACUUUUAAGGCUAUUGAAAAAUAUCGGUAUGGCCUCAGAAAAACUGUAUCGAAACACCUUAAUCCAGAUGUCUUAUUAUUUUCUUCAAUAUAACUCAAAUUUCAGUAAGUGUCAGAAAAUUUCGAAUAUCAGGGUAUACCUUUACCACACUUUUUAAGACAACACCUAGUAAUAAAUGUUAAAUUAACAUAAGCUAAGUGAAGGUCUAAUAUAUAUUUUUUUCAACAUCUCUUUUCAAUAAAUAAAUAAAUAAAUAAAGCGAUUAUGGUCUGAAUUUGAACGGUUUCCCAUAAAACACGGGCGCUUCCUCAGGUAUCCUGCAUGAUUCGUCUCCUCUGAUUUUAGAAUAUUUGUUAUUCCAACUUUAAGAGUCAUAGUGUGAAGUCAUGUGAUGGUGACGUCACGUGUGUCAACGGCUGCUGCAGAAACAAUCCUUGUCAAAAUGGAGGAAAAUGCACAGAAAUAUGUGAGCUCACGAGCGUUCGGUACAAUUGUUCUUGUCCAGCAAAGUUUAUGGGUAGACAUUGUGAGUUUGAUCGAAAAAGCUGCCAGGCCUACAAAGCUGCAGGAGACAGUAAGUCUGGAUUGUACACAAUCAUUGAUGACAGCAAUCAAUCCUUCCAAGUUUUCUGCGACUUUGACUCUGAACCCGGGUUUGCGUGGAACUUGAUCCGGUCGUUCAGCCGUUCUAAUACAGAUCUGGUUUGGGUAAGUGUUUCUACGUAAUACAUAAGACUUUCAGAACUCUCACCUCGCAAUUAUGUUUCUGUCUGGAGCCAAUCGUGUCAGACAGAGGUAGAGGCAUGCUCUAUGUGGCACCUCACAGCUACAAUAGCGAGUUUUAAAAGGGACCCCCACAGCGACACCAGAGAAAACGUAACUUAUUGAGUAAAGCCGACAGUCUUUCAAACUUAGAAAUGAUUAUUCCAACUCUUUCCAUGUUCCUGAGGCAAAUUUUUCCGGGAGUUUGUACACUUAACCCGGAGUAGCUUGUCCGGCGAACUUUCGGUAAUCGAACUGAAUGGAACUCACUCAAAACUUUUGCCAAUCGAACACAUUCGAACGUUCGAAAAUUGAAGCUUCAACAAUCGUACACAAAACCAGUUUCAUCUGGUUUCAAACAAGGCCUUGCGAAAAACAAAUACGUUAUCAGUGUGUUAGCUUCAAAAACGAGUGCACUACACAGAGAGAGCGGAAAUCAAGUAGAUAACAAUUGUGGAAGCGAUGGUUAAGGCUACUACAAGUUCUCUUUCGCCCUCGGUGUUGAUGAAAAGUUCCUUGUUAAGAAGAAAAGGGGAGCGGGGUUUCAGCUCCUGAAGAUAGCGACGGCCGCCAGCUUGGACUUUGCAACGGGAACUGGUGCCUCAGUCAGCGUUGUCCAUUGACCGUCAAAUUUGGAGCGUAGGUCCCUUGUAGCUCUAUCAAGUGAAUUCCAUAUAUACCACAGUGCCCCGGUAUGCAAAGCUAUUUCCUCCCUUUAAUGAGCCUGUGAGCAAGCUCUUCGGGGAGCUCUGGCGGCGGGGAGCCACAGGGAAAUUGGAGGUGGAAUUUAAAUUUCAGAGACGUAGUUGCAAGCUCUCCUUCCUUUUCCCGCCCGCUGCCAGAGCACCCCGGAGAGCUUGCUCGCAGGCUAUCCCUAACUCUGUAUUCUUCCAUUUUACCUCAAGUAAUAAACCCUUACACUUAGAUUCAACAAAAAUAAAAAAAAUACAGAUCAGUCUGAUUGGUGGACUUAACAAUUGUAGAAAUUUGCGGUCGAACCUCUUGCGAUAAAUAAUGUAAGAACUCAAUGGAGUGAAAUGAUUAUUGUUUGUUUUGCUUUUGUAGCAGCAUGUUAUACUUUCCAGCUAUUCUGAUGCCAAUGCAGUCAGCGGUGAUCAUCCAAAUUGGCAGGCGUACCUGAUCCGCCCAACAUACUUUGCAUGGCUUGGGACCCAGUCCACUCACUGGCGAGCUACCUGUCGCUACGAUACCGACGGAGUUGUGUUCACAGAUUACAUGCGAACAUCCCUGGCAGACUGCAACAUACUGACAUUACCGACAGGGGUCGAUGGAGCUUGCUUCCUGUUCGAAUUUAUAAACAUCCGUGGACACGAGUGUGUUAACUGUACAGUGCCUCUCUGGAAUAUAAAGGGCACUUACCCUCUGCAUACAGAUACGUAUUUCCACCUUUGCGAAUUCAAUGGCACAGAAGGUGUGAUUAAAUUCGAAGAUAAUUUUGGUUUUUAUAGGGCUAUAAACCCGUCUCAUCGCUGUUCCUCGGGCCCUAACUCCACUACCCAGUUCUGGCUGGGGGGCAAGUGA